Molecule: messenger RNA, 2136 nt
Organism: Acytostelium subglobosum LB1
Lineage: Eukaryota; Evosea; Eumycetozoa; Acytosteliales; Acytosteliaceae
Exons: 5
Coding region: 1-2136 (711 amino acids)
Source: RefSeq, a predicted model, not a curated record
AUGGGUCAGACAGAGAGCAAAGGCAAUGGAGGCUCUCACUUGAAUCAUCUGCAACAGCAACAUCAACAACAACAACAACAACAACAUCAACAUCUGGACCAACUACAACAACGUCAAUUGAAUCAUUCGAUAAUUGCAGAGUACAUUACAACACCUGGUGGACCCACCUCAACAGACAGCAAUGAGGACUCUGGAGAUAUAGACAUGGAGCACACUGGUAAACUUACCAAUAUACCAUAUACAUCAUUCAGCUAUGAUAAACAACAACUACAACAACAGUCACCUCCACAACAAGUACAACCACAACAACAACAACAACAACAACAACCACAAGGAAUCAUUGAUCUAUCACAAUUGAACCAAGAUUACUACCAAAUACCAAUGCGACCUCUUGUCAUCUCAUCAGCACCACUAGCUCACCAUGAAGAAAUGGAACCUGAAGAAGUUAUAAUGUCCAAGUUACCAGUGAUGAUGCCUUGCUUCACAGACUCUCCAAAGCAUGACCUUCACAUUGACAAACAACAAUACAAGAAUACAUACAGCCCAUUUGGAGAACCUUUACUACUGGACAAUGACUCAAUGUCAAGGGUGUUCUCCAUAUUCAAGGUCUAUCUUCAAGAGAUCAACAUUGACCUUGACAAAAGACAGAACAAGCUCAACAAGAAGAUCAAAGAGAUGGAGAUGCUCUGUACCAAAGCCAAUCAACUCAUGAUAAAGCACUCCACAUUCAUGAAGCAAGUCAUUGUAACAUUACCAGAUGUAAAUAAGCUUAACCAGAGUGUCAAGGAUACUCAACAGAACAUGGACUCUGUCCUACAAGCCAUAGACCGUUUGACAAGAAUCUUGCCAGACAACAUGCAACAGGAAGCAUACGAAGAGUAUACAGAGACAUUACAAAAGUCACCAAUGUACAACAGUCCAAUACAGACAUCAAGCACCACCAGCCAAUCAGAAGGAGGAAAUUUCAUAAUCAAAGGAGUAUCAAGUAUGAUACAAAGAGUAAAGGACCGUAAAUCAGUUUGGAUCAACGAUAUACUACCUCAACUAAACGCGAUCAAACACACUGCUCGAGUCAGAGAGUAUACCAGAAAAGGUAUUGACAAGGAUAUCAGAGGACUGGUAUGGCAGACGGCAAUUGAGAAUCGACUGAACAUUGAGCCACAGCUCUACACACGCUUCCUCGACAAGUGGGCCGCCUACAUUGACCUGCCCAACGUGGCUACAGAGCACGCACACAUGCAACAACAGCAACAGCCUCAUUUCUUUCUCUCACCAUCACCACUGUCACCACCGAUUGGCUUCAAUUCGACAGAGGAAGCCAUCCUCAAGAGCUUCUCAAUGAUUGACGUGGAUCUUCCUCGAACAUUUGCCUCUUUCUACUUGGUGAAUAGCGAAUCCUCUCAUUUUAGGAAGCAGCUUCAACGUAUCCUCAAGGCCUAUGCCAACUUUUCACCAAAGAUGGGAUAUGUUCAAGGCAUGUCCUAUCUUGCUGCCAUCCUACUACUACACAUGGAGGAGUAUCAGACCUUUGUCUGCUUUGCCAAUCUUUUGAACAACAGAUUCCUACAAUCUCUAUUCCAGAUGAGGAUACACGAGGUGGACAUAUAUAUGAAAGGAUUCGAUCAAAUGCUUUGUAAUAGUAUACCAAGAGUGUACGAACACUUUCAAGACAUUGGCAUGGUACCUCAUCACUAUCUCAUUCAGUGGUGGCUAACAGUCUUUUGUCAGUCACUUCCACUGCAGACGGCAAUUCGAGUAUGGGACUGCUUCAUCGUCGAAGGAAACCUCUUCCUAUUUGUCACUGCACUUGGCAUUCUAUACCUCUACAGGAAGCAGCUGGAGGAGGGCAGUCUGGAGUUCUGUAAGAACUUCCUCUCUGACCUGCCGUCUGAUCUGGACGCAGACCUACUGUUUAAAGCAGUUGACAACAUCAACAUACCAUACUGCGCCCAGGUGCUAUCUCGUUCAGAGAAGGAGCUCAAUGACGACAAGGAUCUCUUGAUCAGGAGUAGUCCUGUGUAUAAUUACAACAUCAGUAGCAGCGAUGAUGCCAAGCGAGACCGUAAAUUCAAUGAUGAUGAGGAUGGAUCUCCACUGGAUACACUAAACGAUAGUUUGCUGCCAACUCCCAAUUGA